CCGUCCGGAAGCCGGCGAUUCGCGGCCAUGGCAGUGCCGGCCCGCGGCUUUUCCCUGCUCCGCCGUCGCCUGGGCCGCGUGUUGAUGCUCGGCGGGAGCGUGGUGCUGCCCCUGGGGGCGCCGGGAGCAGCCGGCUGCGCGUCCCGGGGUUUUCGGAGCAGCGGCGUGAGACAUGAUGCCAUUAUUAUCUCAGGAACUGAAAUGGCCAAACAAAUCCAGAAAGAAAUACAGAGAGGUGUGGAAUCAUGGAUUUCCCUUGGGAACAGAAGACCUCACCUCAGUAUCAUUUUAGUGGGUGAUAAUCCAGCAAGCCACACGUACGUCAGGAAGAAGAUCAGAGCUGCGUCUGCUGUAGGGAUCCGUAGUGAGAUCAUUCUAAAACCAAAGGAUGUUUCUCAGGAAGAACUUUUGGAUAUAACUGAUCAAUUGAAUAUGGACCCACGAGUCAGUGGUAUAUUGGUUCAGUUACCACUACCAGACCACGUGGAUGAGCGAACAGUAUGCAAUGGAAUUGCCCCUGAAAAAGAUGUAGAUGGAUUUCAUAUUAUCAAUAUUGGAAGACUGUGCCUUGACCAGAAUUCUCUCAUACCUGCCACUGCCAGUGCUGUUUGGGAAAUAAUCAAAAGAACAGGGAUUGAAACAUUUGGGAAAAAUGUGGUUGUAGCUGGAAGAUCCAAGAAUGUAGGGAUGCCCAUUGCCAUGCUUUUACACACUGAUGGAGAGCACGAACGGCCAGGAGGUGAUGCAACCGUGACAAUAGCUCACAGAUACACUCCCAAAGAACAAUUGAAGAUCCAUACGCAGCUGGCAGAUGUUAUCAUAGUAGCUGCCGGUAUUCCUAAGUUGAUCACAUCUGAUAUGGUUAAAGAAGGUGCUGCUGUAAUUGACGUGGGUAUCAACUAUGUCCACGACCCAGUGACAGGAAAGACAAAACUGGUUGGAGAUGUGGACUUUGAAGCUGUUAAGAAGAAGGCUAGCUAUAUCACCCCAGUUCCAGGAGGCGUCGGACCCAUGACAGUGGCAAUGCUUCUGAAGAACACCCUUCUGGCAGCUAAAAAACUCAUUUACUAAUUCACAUGAAAGAAUAAAGCAAACUGAAGUCAUGCUAUUUAUUUAUUUGACAAAGGGUGUAAACACCUUUAUAUUUUACUACAAAGCUAUUUAUUUCUACAUUGUAUUUAUUUUUUCAUGGAUGGAAUCAUACUGGACCAGAUGAUUCAUACGACUUUAUGCAUUUCCUGCUAACAGAUUUUGAGUUUUAGGAUAAAACAAAAUAAUUCCAAUGAAAACUUUGGUAACAACGGUUUAUUUUGUGAAUACUAUUUGUUCGUAAUAUUAAACAAUAAAGGGCUCAUAAUAAAUGAAUAUAUUUUUGACACAAAUAUCACACAAAGUAUGUUUUCAACAAAUGUCUUGUGAGCCAAAUGGGUGCCCUCAUAAACUGUAAUUUAGGUUUGGACAUAAGCAUGCUCAAUUUUUAUAUAUUUUAUGUGUCUCAUAUGCUGAAAAAGAGCUUACUUGUAAAAGAAAGAUAAAACAGUAACAAUCAAAUCUUGAUCUUGUAUAUCUCAUAAAUGGAUCCUAUGAGGUAUCUUAAUGAGAAAUGACACUCUAUUCAAGGAAAGAAAAAUAAACGAAGAAAGCAAAAUACGCAGUGCUACUUGGAAAGGUAAUGAUCAGGGGUGCCUGGGUGGCUUAGUUGGCUAAGUGUCUGAC
Lynx canadensis (Canada lynx) is the source of this 1716-nucleotide messenger RNA. It is a transcript of the gene MTHFD2L, whose product is annotated as methylenetetrahydrofolate dehydrogenase (NADP+ dependent) 2 like. The transcript has 8 exons. Gene Ontology annotation, molecular function: methylenetetrahydrofolate dehydrogenase (NADP+) activity; methylenetetrahydrofolate dehydrogenase (NAD+) activity; methenyltetrahydrofolate cyclohydrolase activity. Gene Ontology annotation, biological process: tetrahydrofolate interconversion. NCBI's taxonomy places the organism in Eukaryota, Metazoa, Chordata, Mammalia, Carnivora, Felidae. Gene Ontology annotation, cellular component: mitochondrion. Bases 28 to 1071 code for a protein of 347 amino acids. The record is from RefSeq and is a predicted model, not a curated record.